Cucumis sativus (cucumber) is the source of this 1605-nucleotide messenger RNA. Its product is annotated as histidine kinase 4-like. Gene Ontology annotation, molecular function: phosphorelay sensor kinase activity. Gene Ontology annotation, biological process: signal transduction. The record is from RefSeq and is a predicted model, not a curated record. NCBI's taxonomy places the organism in Eukaryota, Viridiplantae, Streptophyta, Magnoliopsida, Cucurbitales, Cucurbitaceae.
AUGAGUAUGAAGAUGCAGCAGAGCCACCACUCAGUGGCUGUAAGAUUUAAUGAGCAAAUUGGAAGUAAAAAAGGGUCCACAUUUAUUCAAGCCAAGAGGGAUUGGCUUCCUAAGUUUCUAUUGCUCUUUCUGUUGGUGGCAUUCAUCAGUAUGUUAAUCUACAAGGGAAUGGAUGCUGAUAACAAAGUUAGAAGAAAGGAAGUUCUGGGAAGUAUGUGUGACCAGAGGGCAAGGAUGCUUCAGGAUCAAUUUAGUGUCAGUGUCAACCAUGUCCAUGCUUUGGCCAUUCUCAUUUCCACUUUCCACUACUCCAAAAAUGUAUCAGCAAUUGAUCAGGAAACUUUUGCUGAGUACACAGCCCGAACAGCUUUCGAGCGGCCUUUGCUUAGUGGAGUGGCAUUUGCGCAAAGAGUGGUGCACUUUGAGCGAGAAAAAUUUGAGAAGCAGCAUGGGUGGACUAUAAAAACAAUGGAAAGGGAACCAUCACCUAUAAAGGAUGAGUAUGCGCCAGUCAUAUUUUCCCAGGAGACAGUUUCCUAUAUCGAAUCUCUUGAUAUGAUGUCUGGAGAGGAGGACCGUGAGAACAUUUUGAGGUCAAGAGAAACAGGUAAAGCUGUUUUAACGAGCCCUUUCAGGCUGCUGGGUUCUCAUCAUCUUGGAGUUGUGCUGACAAUACCUGUUUAUAAAACUAAGCUUCCUCUAAAUCCAACAAUGGAUGAACGAACACGAGCAACGGCAGGCUACCUUGGUGGAGCAUUUGAUGUGGAGUCGCUUGUGGAAAAUUUACUUGGACAACUUGCUGGAAAUCAGGCGAUUUUGGUGAAUGUAUACGAUGUCACAAACUACUCUGAUCCCCUAGUAAUGUAUGGUCAUCAAUAUGAAGAUGGUGACAUGUCUCUUUCACAUGAGAGCAAACUAGAUUUUGGAGAUCCAUUUAGGAAGCAUCAGAUGAUAUGCAGAUAUCAUCAGAAAGCACCAACAUUAUGGACGGCACUUACUACUGCAUUCUUAUUCUUUGUGAUUGGAUUGUUAGUGGGAUAUAUCUUAUACGGUGCAGCAACUCAUAUUGUUAAAGUGGAGGAUGAUUUUCAUGAAAUGCAAGAACUGAAAGUUCGAGCCGAAGCUGCUGAUAUUGCAAAAUCUCAGUUUCUCGCCACAGUCUCUCAUGAAAUAAGGACACCCAUGAAUGGCAUCCUUGGAAUGCUUGCUUUACUUCUUGAUACUGAGCUGAGUUCAACUCAAAGGGAUUAUGCUCAAACUGCUCAGGCCUGUGGAAAAGCACUGAUAGCGUUAAUAAAUGAGGUGCUUGACCGGGCAAAAAUUGAAGCUGGGAAGUUGGAGCUUGAAGCGGUUCCUUUCGACCUUAGAUUGAUACUAGAUGAUGUUUUGUCUUUGUUUUCUGAAAAGUCAAGACACAAGGGAGUUGAGUUGGCAGUAUUCGUUUCUGACAAAGUUCCUGAAAUUGUUAUGGGAGAUCCUGGAAGGUUCAGACAAGUAAUCACAAAUCUCGUGGGUAACUCUGUGAAAGUAAGUUUUCUUCCAUUCUCGCCCAAGUCACCCUAAUAGUUCUUAUGAAUCAUUUUCAUCGAACUUUCUCACUAUUUU